Aspergillus bombycis is the source of this 969-nucleotide messenger RNA. RefSeq names its product porphobilinogen deaminase. Gene Ontology annotation, cellular component: cytoplasm. Gene Ontology annotation, biological process: heme biosynthetic process. Bases 1 to 969 code for a protein of 322 amino acids. Gene Ontology annotation, molecular function: hydroxymethylbilane synthase activity. Lineage: Eukaryota; Fungi; Ascomycota; Eurotiomycetes; Eurotiales; Aspergillaceae. The transcript is spliced from 3 exons. The record is from RefSeq and is a predicted model, not a curated record.
AUGGCCUCUACAUCGAACCCCGCCCCUGGCGCCGCCAACCCCUCAUCGCGAAAAACAUUCACCGUUGGCACUCGCAAGUCUAAACUUGCCCUUUCGCAAACUGACCUGGUGGUCUCGGCACUUCAAGGGGUUUAUCCUACCUAUGAAUUCAAAAUACACUCGCAGGAAACUGCCGGCGAUUUGAACACUACUAUUGCUUUUCGAGAAUUUACGACGAAGAACCUAUGGACGGAGGAAUUAGAGGAACACUUAAUGGCCGGCAAUGUGGACUUCAUUGUUCACUCAUUAAAAGAUGUACCAACUACCCUACCCCCCGCGUGUACGCUGGGCCCUAUGAUGGAGCGUGAAGAUUCCAGGGAUGUACUGGUCAUCAAGAAAGGGCUACCGAACAUGUCUUUAUCCGAUAUGCCUGCAGGAUCCGUCGUUGGCACCUCUUCCAUCCGCCGUACUGCUCAAUUGGCCUUGAAAUACCCUCACCUAAAGGUUAUUGAUGUGCGUGGAAAUAUCGCUGCCGGUUUACUGAGACUAGGUCUCGAUGAUCGCAUCUCGCAGUACCUUGACUCGAAAAACGGUGGGAUGCUUUAUGCAGUCGGCCAGGGUGCGUUAGGCAUCGAAAUUCGAAAGGAUGAUCAGGUGAUGCGUGAUAUGCUGAACAAUAUUGGUCAUAAUGAGACGACUUUUGCCAGCACCGCGGAGCGGAGCCUGCUACGAACCCUUGAAGGUGGCUGCAGUGCACCACUUGGAGUUGAAACCGAAUGGAUUAAAUCCUCCGAUGGUUCGAAGAAGCUCCGAAUGAGGUCCAUCGUUGUCAGCGUGGAUGGUAAGGAAAGCGCUGAGGUCGAAAUCGAUGGAAAUGUCGACUCCAUUCAAGCUGCUGAGAACUUUGGCGUAACUGUUGCCAAGGAAUUAGUAGUCAAGGGAGCAGGGAAGAUCCUCGAGGAUAUCCAGCGGAAUAAGCAGGCGGCUUAA